AUGGAGUACAUCCCGCCCGAAGCGGUCGAAAAUGCUGCGACGAAGGUCCUCGCGGCCAUCUGGCCAAUGGUCGUCAUAUCAACAAUCUUCUUCGCCCUUCGAAUCUAUUGCCGGGUCACCCGAAGUGGUCAGACGUGGUGGGACGACUACAUCCUCGGCCUGGGGUGGCUACUUCUCUUAACGGCAGCCGCUGUCCUGACUGAAGCGAUGCUCUUGGGCCACCUAACGCACCACGAGAAAGAUCCCUUGAAAGUGGGCGUGUUAGUCCGCACGACACACACCUGCCAUUUGCUCUCACUGGCCUUAACGAAGGCGUCAUUUGCCGUCACACUGCUGCGGUUCUCGUCGAAAAUACAGAAAUACAUCAUCUGGUUCAUCAUUGCCAGCAUUGGCUUUCUCUUCAUCUUCCAUGUAUUUGCACAGUGGAAGAAAGUCUGCGGAGAUAUAUCACCAUACGUGCUUCCCGGACAGUGUUGGGAUGUCAAGAACCCGGGCAUCAUCAACAUUGUCAGCUCUUUAGGCAAUGUAGCCUAUUCGGCUCUAACCGAUUUCGUUCUCGCGUUUCUGCCCUGGAGAGUCAUUUGGGGGUUGCACAUGAACAGGGCUGAAAAGAUCAGCGUCAGCGUUGCAAUGAGUUUUGGCGUAAUUGCUGGCGUGACGGGCAUCAUGAAGGCUGUACAGAGUGUCACCACCAUGAAUCCUUUGGACAAGAAGUUUCUUCAUAAUAUUCUUCUCUUCUGGGUAUUCUCCCUCGCCGAACCGAGCUCGACCAUCAUCGCGGCCUCCGUCCCAGUCCUGCGCGUUCUCAUCCGCGACGCCAGUCGCUCUACCAACUAUGCUGGCUCCUCUCCAGGGCCCAACGGAUACCUCAAGUCCACGAACAGCAAGUUUCAUGUUCACUCGCAGGCAGCAACCAGACGGACAGCAGUCCACCCGUCGGAGGCUGCACUCGAUGACGCUGACAGCGACCGAAGCAUUCUCGGCAAUGAUCAUCAAAAAUUCCCGACAGGUAUUGCGAUGACGACAGAGAUAAGUGUUGAGUUCGAAGAUGGAGGCGGGCAGCAGCAAAAAGGAAACGAUUCGUAUGAGAUGCAGCCGCCGCGGCUGACGCGACGGACGUCUGUGUUGGGGGGCGAUGCCGGGAGGUCGGUUUCUCGUCAAGUGUAG
Molecule: messenger RNA, 1167 nt
Organism: Verticillium alfalfae VaMs.102
Lineage: Eukaryota; Fungi; Ascomycota; Sordariomycetes; Glomerellales; Plectosphaerellaceae
Exons: 4
Coding region: 1-1167 (388 amino acids)
Source: RefSeq, a predicted model, not a curated record